This is a messenger RNA of Echinostoma caproni, 210 nucleotides long. The record is from the annotation of a GenBank genome assembly. Lineage: Eukaryota; Metazoa; Platyhelminthes; Trematoda; Plagiorchiida; Echinostomatidae.
AUGCCCAGCGUUGACGAAGUCAGAAAGGUUCUUCACGCUCUCGAUCGCAACGGCGACGGGAAGAUUUCCGCCGAUGAACUGAAGGCUUUCGCAGAUGACGCGAACUGUCCUUUGGAUGUCACAACGAUCAAGAAAUUCAUUGCCGAACACGACAAGGACCAGGACGGCAAGCUGAAUCUGAACGAGCUGGUUUCCAUAUUGUCAAAUUGA